CUUCUGGAUUCAAUGUCAAACUCAAACUAAAUUUGUAAUUAAAAUGUCAUUUCGUACAGUGAUGUCGUAUUUGUAAUAAAAAUAAAAAUCCAAAAAGUGCUUGUAAUAUACGUUACGGACAAUAUAAUGUGUGACAAUGGCCUCUGUAAAAGUUGCUGUAAGGGUUCGCCCAUUCAAUCAAAGGGAAAAGGAUAUGAAUGCAAAGUUAAUUGUCCAAAUGGAUGGGAAGAAAACACGAUUGCUAACUGUGAAAAAUAGCAAAGAGCAGAACGAUGGAAACAGAGAGAAGUACAAAGACUUUACAUUCGACCACUCCUAUUGGUCGUUUGAUAGCGCCGACUCGAACUUUGCUACGCAGGAACAGGUAUUCUCCGACCUAGGUCUGGACGUGAUAGACAGCGCAUUCGAGGGCUACAAUGCGUGCGUGUUCGCGUACGGGCAGACGGGCAGCGGGAAGACGUUCACCAUGAUGGGGUCUCCUGAUUCGCAAGGCCUAAUACCCCGGAUAUGUAGGCAGCUUUUUUCCCGGGUCGCCGCGGGCAAGGAAUCAGGAGCAUCGUACCGUACUGAAGUCAGUUACCUGGAGAUAUACAAUGAGAGGGUCAAAGAUCUGCUAUCUACUGAUUCUGGUCACUCCCUUAGGGUCCGGGAGCACCCGAAGUUGGGACCCUAUGUACAGGAUCUGUCGAAGCACUUGGUGUCGGAUUAUGAUGAUAUUCAGGAGUGCAUGCACCGCGGCAACCUGCAGCGUACAACAGCAAGUACACAGAUGAACGACGUGUCGUCCCGCUCGCACGCGAUAUUCACGGUCACGUUCGUGCAGGCGAGCUACCUGCGGCACAACAACAUGCCCAGCGAGACCGUGUCCAAAGUGCACCUCGUGGAUCUGGCCGGCAGUGAACGUGCCGACGCUACCGGCGCAACAGGCCAGCGUCUUGUGGAGGGCGCACACAUCAACAAGUCGCUCGUCACGCUCGGAUCCGUCAUCUCCGCGCUCGCCGAGUCCAGCCAGCCCGACAAUCGCACACCGAAAAACAAUAAGAAAGUGUUCAUACCGUAUCGUGACUCCGUCCUCACUUGGCUGCUAAAGGAUUCGCUCGGUGGAAAUUCUAAGACGAUUAUGAUUGCAGCGAUAUCCCCAGCGGACUGCAACUACGGCGAGACACUAUCUACUUUACGCUACGCGAAUAGAGCCAAGAACAUUAUCAAUAAGCCGACCAUCAAUGAGGAUCCCAAUGUUAAGCUCAUACGAGAACUACGCGAGGAGAUUGACAAGCUGCGCGCGCAGAUAACGCACAAUUCUGUACCUGUAGAAACAGAAGCCGGAGUUCUCGCGACGCUCCAACGCAAGGAAGCGCAAGAGAAAGUGCUCACAGAGAAAUGGACGGAGAAAUGGCGGGAAACGCAGCAGAUAUUACACGAGCAGAAGGCACUUGGGUUGCGCAAGAGUGGUCUAGGGGUCGUGCUCGACUCGGAUAUGCCACAUUUAGUGGGGAUAGAUGAUAAUCUCCUGUCUACUGGUGUCACGCUGUAUCAUUUGAAGGAAGGUGAAACGGUGAUAGGCAGCUCGGAGUACAGCCCGACGCCGGACAUAGUGCUGAGCGGCGCGGGCGUGCUGCCGCUGCACUGCACGGUGGCGCUGCACGACGGCGUGGCCACCAUCGAGCCGGCCGACGGCGCGCAGUGCUGGCUCAACACCGUGCUGCUCGACCGCCCGGCCAAGCUGAGCCAGGGUUGCAUCCUCCUCCUGGGCCGCACGAACAUGUUCCGCUACAACGACCCGGCGGAAGCUGCCAAACUACGUCAAGAAGGCAGCGCUUCCAUGAUGAACCUCUCUCGUCUCUCCCUCCUCUCGUGGUCCACUACCGACCUAGCAGCUAGCACGGAGAACCUUAAUAAUACGUAUUCGGACUUAGAGAGCGAGAUACGGUGUGAGCGCAUUUCCCUGCAACGAGCGGAGUUGGAGCGAGAGAGACAGCAGUUCGUGCUGCAGCAGCAGGAGCGGCAACGUAAAUGGCACGCCGAGCGGGAGGAGCUGGUCAAGCAGCAGAAGCAGUUGGAUGAGGAGCGUUCCGCGAUGGAGCGCGAGUACGCGGCGGCGUGCCGGCGGCUGUCGGGCGACUGGCGCGCGCUGGAGCGCGGCUGGACGCUGCGGCGCCGCGCCCUGCGCACGCGCCAGCGGGACCUCAGCGCGCGGGCACGGCGGCACGCCGCUGCCGCACGGGCCGCGACUGACCGGAUUGAGAAAGAGCAGAGUAUGAUCGUGGAGCUCGAGAGCCAGGUGGGGGGGAAGAGGCGGGAGAUGGAGGAGUUCGUGGUGAACAGCAUCAGCGAUCUGCUGGCGCAGGGCUGCCAGAUUGAUGAGAACCUCACGCCGAGUCCCGAGAGCCCAGCGUCCGAAACGUCCACCGAGUGCCUGAUGCACUUGCUGCAGCAGUGCGAGCCGAAAACGGCAAGAAAUAUAACCGACACCGUCAAUAGACAUCGUAAAGAACUAGAAACACUAGAGCAAGAGUUACAAGCGAGAGUUUCAUCGGUAGCGGCACAGCGCGUUAAGGUGGAGCGGCUGCAAGCUGAAUUAGCGCUGCUUGCUGCGAGACAGCGCGGACUGACACAAGCGCUUGCUGAUCCUGACGGCGAAGGUGAUUAUUUGCCAAUAGAAGGUGUUAAACGCAGCAAAUCCGAGCUAGUACUUAGAAUUAAAGAUGAAGAUCCGCCCGAACCGCUUUCUGCUGAUGAGAGAGAGCAUUAUCGAGCUAAACGACUUAGCCUCAGCCUCAGCCUCGACCCUCUCCCCUCCCCAUCCCUAACCUCCCCCACGCCCCCCUCCCCGACGUUCCACACGGCCUCCUCCUCCCCCAAGCUCCCCUCAGAGUCGACCCUCCCGAGCCCCUCCACUACGGAGGGCUCCAUGCUCCCGAGUGAGGAUCUGCCCCGGUUCAAGCUGAACGCCAGCGUGGAUGAUAGCGAUGAUAUGUCCAGCACGGAGGAGUAUCAUAAGCCGAGUAGAAUAGUUGAAGGGCAGUCAUCCAGCUCAAUAGAACGAUCGCCAGAAGAGAGACAUCAGAGGUCCAAAUAUAGACGGAGAUUAGCAGGCGACCGUCGCGGGCGGCAAGUGACGGAAGCUGAGGCGUUGCGCGCGAUGCAGCGGCUGUGUUCCCGCAUCGCGUCGCAGAAGAUGCUUGUGAUAUCCUCGCUGGAGAACGACUGCUCCAAGGAGGAUCUGAAUAGGCAGAUACAGGUCCUCCAAGAGCUCCAAAAGAAGUACGUCCGCCUCGAAAUGGCGCUGCAGUACUCGUUCUUCGACAACCAGCAGAGCAGGCGCACGAUCAUGGUGACGCCCAUACAGGAGACGCCGUCGCUGACUCUCAGCGAGAGCGACAUGCACGUCAGCACUGAGACGGCUGACGACGGCCACGUGCAGGACUCGCUGCGACACAGGCUAAAAGACAGCGACGGCGUAGAAGCAUCAGACAACGUGUCCACGUCCAACGAUGAGCUCGGCUCCGAACCGUCAUGGCCGGACCCGCUACGGGCGCUCGCUUCGCCCGACGCGAGUGACCUUGACCACGACCACGAUCUCGACAACGACCGUGAUCACGACCGUGAAGAUUACCGCAGGCGGGACCGCCCCGCGCCGCUUGUUAUACCGGAUUACACAUUGGAGGGUCUUCAUCAUCCCAUCGAUUUCUCGGAGGUGAUAUCGGUCCCGGGGUGGGUGACGCGCGGCGCGGGCGCGGGCACGCACCACGAGUACGAGGUGCGCGUGCGGCUCGGGCCGCAGUGCGCGUGGCAGCUGCUGCGCCGCUACCGCCGGUUCCGCGACCUGUACCUGGCCGCGCGCAAGGCGUACGGCGCGCAGGUGGCGGCGAUCCCGUUCCCGCCGCGCGCGCUGUGGUCGUCGGAGAGCCUGGCGCGCAGCCGGCGGGGGCAGCUGGAGAGCUUCCUGCGGCGGCUGCUGGCGGCGUGCGCGCUGGACCGCCGCUGCCCGCUGCACCGCGAGCCGCUCACGCGCGACAAGCUGCAGGCCUUCUCGCCCUUCUUCCGCAAGGGCGUGUUCGAGAGCGGCAAGUGCGGCACAGGAUGAUGGCGCGCCGAGCUCGUGACGGGCGCACUGUGCGCUGACCUGCGCCGCCUUGCGCACGUGCUGCUCGCCGCACUGCUGCUGCUGGCGCGCUGUGCGGCACUGGUGCUGCUGUACCUGUAUGUGCGGGCGAGGGACCGGCGGUGAGGGGCGGAGUGCGGGGACCACGUGGAAGUGCUAAGGGGACAGUGCAAAGUGUAUUAAGGGGACAAUAUAAGUGUUAAGGGGACGAUACAAGUGUUAAGGGGAUGAUACAAGUGUUAAGGGGACGAUACAAGUGUUAAGGGGACGAUACAAGUGUUAAGGGGACGGUACUAGUGUGUUAGGGGACAAUUCAGUGAUGUUAAAGUGUUAAGGGGAAGUUACAAAAGUGAAGAUUCAGUUGUGUUAAGGAGAAGAUCAACAGCGUUGAAGGGAUGAUUCAGUGACCAUGUUAAUAUGGAGAGUGUCGUUAUGGAGACCAAUCGUAAGUGAUAAUGAGAAGUGUUUGAUGAGACCAGUCAGAUGAUAAUUUCGCAAUGUUAAGGUAUGAUGUGUUAAAGAAAGUGGUAGCAGUGCUAUGGAGACACGUUGUCUUAAGGAAGAUUGUGCAAUUUUAAGAAGAGAUUUUAGCGAUGGAAUAUUGUGUUAUAGUUAAGGGGAACACUUAUAAGUGGGUUUUAUUGAUAAGAAAUAGCAAGUUUAUUUAUUAUAUGAGUAUUUCUGAAUAAUAUUCAUAUUGUAUGUUAGGGUGCAAUAGAUAAAACAUAUAAAAAUACCUUAUUGAAUAUAGUUUUAUGACUAAAACGAUAUUUCAUGAGAAAGAUGCAACAGAGACGUAUUUCGUAUAAUAUCAAAAUAUCAAAUUUAAAUGAAAAAGAUUUGCAAGUUGAAAGACAAUAAACUCAAAGAAAUGUAUACGAAUCCCUGAAGACCCCUUAAAGUCUGUUCCCUAAGUGCCCCUAUAUGUCCCUAAGUGCCCCUUUAAGUCCGCUAAGUGCCCCUAUGUGCCCCUAAGUUAAGCCCCCGGCCCGCAGGCGGCAGUGACGCGUAUCGGGUGCCUUUAUUGUUGUAACUUCGUCGCAUUAUUGACGCUCUUUAUGUAAAACUGUUGUGGGUUAUGAAAACAAAACAUUAUUUCCAAUAUCCAAGAAUUUGGUUACUUUUACAAAAAAUUCUUGAAGUAUCUUUAAAUUAACUAAAAGUUGAUGAAAUUAAACUCUGAAACUAAAACUGAUAUGUCGUUAUCAAUUAACAAAGUCUAUGAAUGUUUGUACAUUUUGAUCUAUACAGAGAAAUCUAUCGUAAUUUACAAUUUGAUAUCCAUUUCAGUAUGUACCUAUAAUUUAAACAAUUACCAAUUUUUUUGUGAAGUAAGAAAAAAUACUUCAAAAACUCAAACAAAUCUAAUCAAUCAAUUAUUAACGCCCACGAAACAGUAAAGUAAAAAGCGUACAAUAAUGUGGAUGAACUUUGGAUGUCCUUAACUUGAUUUGACUUGAGCAUUCCCUGUUUUUACUAUUCCAUUUUAGCGAAAUAUACUUUUAAAAACGCGGGAAACAAUUUAUUUGUUCAUGUAUUUACAAAUAUAUCUUCUAAAUUAAUAGAUCUGAUUGGAUUUAAAAAAAUUAGUUUGUGUUAAAAAUGUUUUAAGGUAUUUUCGAUUAAAAAUGGGCUUGUACCUUAAAAAAUAUUUUUAUUUUGGAAGCAGGACUUAAAAAUAACUUAAGCAUAUUCAAACAAGAACAUUGUUUAUGUUUAGAAUGAAUAAUAAUGAAUAAAUAAACUGUUUUUUAAAAAAUGCAGCCAAUGUCGAAGCUGCUAUCGCGUUUUAAUCUAAUUUAUUUAUUUAUAUUUCUUAGAAAUACUUUUGUGUUCUGUAUAUUUGUGGAAUUGUUAAGUCUUCCUUUAGUCUUUUUUAUCAAUUUGGGACAAUCCAUUGGAAUGUGUAGUGCGAAGCACUCGUGUUAAAUCUCUCUUAGAUUACAGAGAGAUAGGUUUUAGGAAUCUAGACUGCUUUGUAAAAAAUGAGUGAAUUAUUUAUCUUCAUGGAUAUCUGUGAUUUUCUUUUCAUAUUUCUUACGAAAACUGGUUUUCUGUCUUUCCUAUAUGUAACGAAAACAAUGUAUGUUAUGUUUCCUUUAAAAAAUAUCAAAAUUUUCAAGAAUUGACGACAUAAUAUUAAACUUCUAAAAUUCAUGCAACACAAUUCCUAUUAGGGUCUAGAUUUCUAAAGCCUAAUUGUUAUAAAUUGUAAAGCACCCAAGAAUAAAGUCUAUUUUUGCACGUGACGAGCUCUGAAAUUAUAAAUCCGUAGUUAGGUAUUAAAAUUGUAGUUUUUCCUUGAGGUAGAUGCAACUUUGGACUCGAGUUUGAUCUUAGUUUUCAAAUGCUUAAGGUUGAUUUUUCUAUGUUCUACUAUUUGAUUGUAAUGCCAUCUCAUUUCAUUCACAUUAUAAGAAAGAGAUGGAUAUCUGUUGUCUAGAUAACUUGUAUUUCCUCUUCAAGAAAAACCUUUGUUUU
Molecule: messenger RNA, 6586 nt
Organism: Colias croceus (clouded yellow)
Lineage: Eukaryota; Metazoa; Arthropoda; Insecta; Lepidoptera; Pieridae
Gene: Klp98A
Product: kinesin-like protein Klp98A
Exons: 27
Coding region: 137-4087 (1316 amino acids)
Biological process (GO): microtubule-based movement
Molecular function (GO): microtubule motor activity; phosphatidylinositol binding; microtubule binding
Source: RefSeq, a predicted model, not a curated record